UUCUCUCUCCAGUCCUUCUUCGGAGUCGGAGAAAACGUCUCGAGCCGCCUCAUGGCCCGCUUCAACAUCCACCCGACCUGCCGUGUCGGCGAGCUAGCCAACAAGCAGGUCCUUGACCUCACAGCCGUGCUGUCUGAGAUGAAGAUCGAGAACGACUUGCGCCGAGAAGUCUUGAACGAUAUCAAGCGGCUGAAGGAGACUGGAACUUAUCGCGGCCGCCGUCAUGCGCUCGGCUUGCCUGUGAGGGGACAGCGUACACGGACUCAAAUCAAAACUCCUGUGAGGUUGAACCGCAUGGAGCGCAGGCUGUAA
Penicillium soppii is the source of this 312-nucleotide messenger RNA. Its product is annotated as mitochondrial 37S ribosomal protein uS13m. Gene Ontology annotation, cellular component: ribosome; mitochondrion; small ribosomal subunit. The record is from RefSeq and is a predicted model, not a curated record. The transcript has 2 exons. Gene Ontology annotation, molecular function: RNA binding; structural constituent of ribosome. NCBI's taxonomy places the organism in Eukaryota, Fungi, Ascomycota, Eurotiomycetes, Eurotiales, Aspergillaceae. The annotation marks the transcript as partial. Gene Ontology annotation, biological process: translation.